UGUUGCCCUAAUCCUUCUAAAACUAGGGUUUUCCUUUUAUUCACUAUAAAUAAGAUUUCCUCUUCAAUUUCUCUUUUUAUUUAUUUUAUUUUCCUCAGCAAAGGAAAAAGAAUACCUAAAUCUCUUUCUCUCGCUCUCGAUUCCCUUUUUCGGACUACCUAACCCUAAUCUUCAAUUGAGAUUUAUUUGUUAUAACUCCGGUUUAACAAAGUGGAGGGUGUCAAGUUCCAAGCCUUUAUGUCUGAACGGGCCACACUCUUUUUGGGAUCUGUUGGAUUGCUUGGUGAAUAUUGUCCUAGAGGAUUUAAGCAUAGAGACUUUGCUGCUAAUAAAGUUUGCUGUAUGCAUUUAGAGCCAUUUCAGGAUUUUACAGAUUCUUCAAGUUGCAAUUUUCUGCGACCUCCAAUUACCAGUGAACUAGAAGAAACCACUCUCACAGAAGAAGCUUACCGUUCUCUCUAAUAUCACACUCUAUACAGUCUUAAAAGGAUGGCGAUGCAGAACAUAGGUGCUGGUAACAGUGAUGAUGCCUUUUACAGGUAUAAGAUGCCAAGGAUGUUAACAAAGAUUGAAGGUCGUGGAAAUGGUAUCAAGACUAAUGUGGUAAACAUGGUUGACAUUGCAAAAGCAUUGGCUAGGCCUCCGUCAUACACCACCAAGUAUUUUGGUUGUGAGCUUGGAGCACAGUCCAAAUUUGAUGAAAAAACUGGAGUUGCUCUUGUGAAUGGUGCCCAUGAUACUGCUAAGCUUGCUGGUUUGCUUGAGAACUUCAUUAAGAAGUUUGUCCAGUGCUAUGGAUGUGGGAACCCUGAGACUGAUGUUAUCAUCACCAAAACUCAGAUGAUCCAACUGAAAUGUGCUGCCUGUGGUUUUGUUUCUGAUGUUGACAUGAGGGACAAGCUCACUACUUUCAUAAUCAAGAAUCCGCCUGAGCAGAAGAAGGGAGGAAAAGAUAAGAAGGCAAUGCGUAGGGCUGAGAAAGAAAGACUAAAGGAAGGUGAGGCUGCUGAUGAGGAGCUUAAGAAGCUGAAAUUAAAAAAGAAGGAUGCUUCAAAGGCUUCCUCUUCCAAGAAGAAGACAGUCCUUCCUGUUGAAGAUCGUCAUUCUCCUUCUGGUAGUCAGGCUGAUGACAAUGAUGCGGAUGAGGAAGAGGAGGAUGAUGAUGAUGAUGUUCAGUGGGCUACUGAUACAUCAUUGGAAGCAGCUCAAAAACGUAUACAAGAACAAUUGAGUGCCGUCACAGCCGACAUGGUUAUGCUUACCACUGCUGAGGCCGAGAAAGAAAAGCCUAAACCUGCUGCAAAGAAAGUGGUAGCUGCUAAUGGUUCUGCCACUACUGCCGUUAAUGGACCUGAAGCAAAAUCUCCCACUGUAACUGAGAACGGUAAGUCAGCUAAUGGCGUUGGUGCUCACGAACAACUAGUUGAGAAGAUCCAGGGGAAUCUGAAGGGUUGCAAUGCUGGACAGUUGAAAUCCUUUUUGGCAUCACUGAAUGGUGGUUCUUCUCCACAGGUUGUCAUGAAUGCCCUUAUUGAUGCAUUGUUUGGAGGUGUAGACAAAGGGUUCUCCAAGGAAGUGACUAAGAAGAAGAACUACCUUGCUGCUGCUACUCAUGAUAAUGAAGGAUCGCAGAUUCUUCUUCUGCGAGCUAUUGGUGCUUUCUGUGAAAAGUCUGGCCCCGAGGUUGUGAAGGAGGUGGCUUUAGUUCUGAAAACACUUUAUGAUGAAGAUGUGUUGGAGGAAGAGUACAUUGUUCAGUGGUUCAAUGAAGGGAUUGGUGCUAGCAAAAAUUCUCAGAUCUGGAAGAAUGUCAAGCCCUUCAUUGUCUGGUUGCAGAGUGCUGAAUCUGAAUCUGAGUAGAGAUUCCGCUGCUUAGGGAAGCAGAGUGGGUGUUGGCUCCAGGUUUCACCUUAAUCUACUUGUUGAAAUACUGUCAGUCUGGUUCUAUGUACUCGUUUUAUUUGUUUUAUGUUUGAUUUGGUUAUUAGUAGCUGCAAUAAAAUAAUAAGUCAGGUUACUAGGAAGAUGGAGAAAUUGUGAUGGUGGUUUACCACUUUGGCAGUUUAGCUCCAUUCAGAGAAGACAAUUCUGAAUAUUUGUUUGUUUUUGUUAUUUAUCAAGUGAAUUGUGGCUUUUGAAUUACAGAUGUUUUCCCCUUUUGGUA
Messenger RNA from Papaver somniferum (opium poppy), 2164 nucleotides. RefSeq names its product eukaryotic translation initiation factor 5-like. Gene Ontology annotation, cellular component: cytosol. The transcript has 2 exons. Gene Ontology annotation, biological process: formation of cytoplasmic translation initiation complex; translational initiation; formation of translation preinitiation complex. Gene Ontology annotation, molecular function: translation initiation factor activity; GDP-dissociation inhibitor activity; eukaryotic initiation factor eIF2 binding. Bases 490 to 1860 code for a protein of 456 amino acids. NCBI's taxonomy places the organism in Eukaryota, Viridiplantae, Streptophyta, Magnoliopsida, Ranunculales, Papaveraceae. The record is from RefSeq and is a predicted model, not a curated record.